CGAUGCUCACCAAGUUCGAGACCAAGUCGGCUCGCGUGAAAGGGCUUAGCUUCCACCCCAAGCGGCCCUGGAUCCUAACGAGCCUGCACAAUGGAGUGAUCCAGCUCUGGGAUUAUCGGAUGUGUACACUCAUCGACAAAUUUGAUGAGCACGAUGGCCCUGUUAGAGGUAUUGAUUUCCACAAACAGCAACCGCUUUUUGUGUCCGGAGGAGAUGACUACAAAAUUAAGGUCUGGAAUUACAAGCUGCGACGCUGUCUCUUCACCCUUUUGGGACACCUGGAUUACAUCCGCACCACCUUCUUCCACCAUGAAUAUCCCUGGAUCCUGAGUGCAUCUGAUGAUCAGACAAUUCGGGUUUGGAACUGGCAGUCCAGAACUUGUGUUUGUGUGCUGACGGGACACAACCAUUACGUCAUGUGCGCCCAGUUCCACCCUUCCGAAGACCUGGUGGUAUCGGCCAGCUUGGAUCAAACUGUACGCGUUUGGGAUAUUUCUGGCCUGAGGAAGAAGAACCUCUCUCCUGGAGCUGUGGAGUCAGACGUCCGGGGGAUCACGGGCGUAGACCUUUUUGGCACAACCGAUGCAGUGGUGAAGCAUGUCCUGGAGGGACACGAUCGCGGAGUGAACUGGGCUGCUUUCCACCCCACCAUGCCUCUCAUAGUGUCGGGAGCCGACGAUCGGCAGGUCAAGAUCUGGAGGAUGAAUGAAUCGAAAGCUUGGGAAGUGGAUACCUGCCGUGGGCACUACAACAACGUCUCGUGCGCGGUGUUCCAUCCUCGCCAGGAGCUCAUCCUCAGUAACUCGGAGGACAAGAGCAUCCGCGUCUGGGACAUGUCCAAACGCACGGGCGUCCAGACUUUCCGCCGGGAUCACGAUCGCUUCUGGGUGUUGGCAGCUCACCCCAACCUCAACCUCUUUGCUGCAGGACACGACGGGGGCAUGAUUGUGUUCAAGCUGGAACGUGAGCGGCCUGCCUACGCCGUGCAUGGCAACAUGCUCUACUACGUGAAGGACCGCUUCCUCCGCCAGCUGGACUUCAACAGCUCCAAGGACGUGGCCGUGAUGCAGCUGAGGAGCGGGUCCAAGUUUCCCGUGUUCAACAUGUCGUACAACCCAGCCGAGAACACCGUCCUCCUCUGCACCAGAGCCAGUAAUCUGGAGAACAGCACCUACGACCUGUACACCAUCCCCAAGGAUGCCGAUUCCCAGAACCCUGAUGCUCCCGAAGGGAAACGGUCCUCUGGGCUGACAGCUGUGUGGGUGGCUCGGAACCGCUUUGCCGUCUUGGAUCGGAUGCACUCGAUCCUGAUCAAGAACCUGAAAAAUGAGAUCACCAAGAAGGUGCAGGUCCCCAACUGCGAUGAGAUUUUCUACGCCGGCACUGGGAACCUGCUGCUGAGGGACGCCGAUUCCAUCACCCUCUUUGAUGUGCAGCAGAAACGGACUCUGGCCUCGGUGAAGAUCUCCAAGGUGAAGUACGUCAUCUGGUCAGCUGACAUGUCGCACGUGGCUCUCCUGGCCAAGCACGCCAUCAUGAUCUGCAACAGGAAGCUGGACUCCCUUUGCAACAUCCACGAGAACAUCCGGGUCAAGAGCGGCGCCUGGGACGAGAGCGGGGUCUUCAUCUACACAACCAGCAACCACAUCAAAUAUGCCGUCACCACCGGAGAUCACGGGAUCAUCCGCACCCUGGACUUGCCGAUCUACGUGACCCGGGUGAAGGGGAACAACGUCUACUGCCUGGACCGGGAAUGCCGGCCUCGCGUCCUGACCAUCGAUCCGACCGAGUUCAAGUUCAAACUGGCGCUCAUCAACCGGAAAUACGACGAGGUCCUUCACAUGGUGCGCAACGCCAAGCUGGUGGGCCAGUCCAUCAUCGCUUACCUCCAGAAGAAGGGCUACCCCGAGGUCGCUCUGCAUUUUGUGAAAGACGAGAAGACUCGCUUCAGUUUGGCCCUGGAGUGUGGCAACAUCGAGAUAGCGCUGGAGGCAGCCAAGGCCCUGGAUGACAAGAACUGCUGGGAGAAGCUGGGAGAAGUGGCCUUGCUGCAGGGCAACCACCAGAUCGUGGAGAUGUGCUACCAGCGCACCAAGAACUUCGACAAGCUCUCCUUCCUGUACCUGAUCACAGGCAACCUGGAGAAGCUGCGCAAGAUGAUGAAGAUAGCUGAGAUUCGGAAGGACAUGAGCGGCCAUUACCAGAAUGCUCUGUAUCUUGGGGAUGUCGCGGAGAGGGUGAGGAUCCUGAAGAACUGCGGACAGAAAUCCUUGGCCUAUCUCACAGCCGCGACCCAUGGCUUGGAUGAGGAAGCAGAGAGCCUGAAAGAAACCUUUGACCCAGAAAAGGAAACGAUUCCGGACAUCGACCCCCAAGCCAAGUUGCUCCAGCCGCCGGCUCCCGUCAUGCCUCUGGACACCAACUGGCCCCUACUCACUGUCUCCAAGGGUUUCUUCGAAGGCUCGAUCGCCAGCAAAGGCAAAGGAGGUGCGUUGGCGGCCGAUAUAGACAUUGACACCGUGGGCACUGAAGGCUGGGGAGAAGAUGCCGAGCUGCAGCUGGAUGAAGAUGGGUUUGUGGAUGCCGGGGAAGGCUUUGUCGACGAGGCCGUGGCUAAAAGCCAAGAAGAAGGCGGCGGAUGGGAAGUUGAAGAGGACCUGGAUCUCCCACCAGAGCUGGAUGUCCCUGCCGGUCCUGCAGGAGGAGCAGAGGAUGGCUUCUUUGUACCCCCCACCAAAGGCACCAGCCCCGCACAGGUUUGGUGUAACAAUUCCCAGCUGCCGGUGGACCACAUCCUCGCUGGCUCUUUUGAGACGGCCAUGAGGCUUCUCCACGACCAGGUGGGAGUGACCACCUUCGCCCCUUACAAGCAGCUCUUCCUGCAGACCUACGCUCGGGGCCGCACCACCUACCAAGCCCUGCCCAGCCUCCCUUCCAUGUACGGAUACCCUCACCGCAACUGGAAGGACGCUGGGUUGAAAAACGUCCUCCCGGCUGUCGGCCUGAAGCUGAACGACUUGAUCCAGCGCCUGCAGCUAUGCUACCAGCUCACCACGGCCGGCAAGUUCGAGGAGGCAGUCGAGAAGUUCCGCUCCAUUCUCUUGAGCCUGCCACUGCUCGUGGUGGACAACAAGCAAGAGAUCGCCGAGGCCCAGCAGCUGAUUGCCAUCUGCCGAGAAUACAUUGUGGGGCUGUCGAUGGAAGUUGAGAGGAAGAAACUGCCCAAGGAGACGCUGGAGCAGCAGAAGCGCAUCUGCGAGAUGGCUGCCUAUUUCACGCACUCCAACCUCCAGCCUGUCCACAUGAUCCUGGUACUGCGGACUGCCCUGAACCUCUUCUUCAAGCUCAAGAACUUCAAGACGGCCGCCACCUUCGCUCGCCGUCUCCUGGAGCUCGGCCCCAAGCCUGAAGUCGCACAGCAAACCCGCAAAAUCCUAACCGCGUGCGAGAAGAACCCCACUGACGCCUACCAGCUCAAUUACGACAUGCACAACCCCUUCGACAUCUGUGCCAUCUCCUACCGGCCCAUCUACCGGGGCAAGCCGGUGGAGAAGUGUCCGCUCAGCGGGGCUUGUUACUGUCCCGAGUACCGCGGUCAAAUCUGCAGAGUUACAACCGUAACGGAGAUUGGCAAAGACGUCAUCGGCUUGAGAAUCAGCCCUCUGCAGUUCCGCUGAAGUGAUGUUUCGACCUAAGGAGCU
This is a messenger RNA of Euleptes europaea (tarantolino), 3701 nucleotides long. It is a transcript of the gene COPA, whose product is annotated as COPI coat complex subunit alpha. NCBI's taxonomy places the organism in Eukaryota, Metazoa, Chordata, Lepidosauria, Squamata, Sphaerodactylidae. Bases 3 to 3677 code for a protein of 1224 amino acids. Gene Ontology annotation, molecular function: structural molecule activity; protein binding. Gene Ontology annotation, biological process: intra-Golgi vesicle-mediated transport; endoplasmic reticulum to Golgi vesicle-mediated transport; retrograde vesicle-mediated transport, Golgi to endoplasmic reticulum. The transcript has 33 exons. The record is from RefSeq and is a predicted model, not a curated record. Gene Ontology annotation, cellular component: COPI vesicle coat.